Molecule: messenger RNA, 668 nt
Organism: Cuscuta epithymum
Lineage: Eukaryota; Viridiplantae; Streptophyta; Magnoliopsida; Solanales; Convolvulaceae
Source: the annotation of a GenBank genome assembly
AUAAUAUUUAAUGACAGCAUGUGCUAGAUCAAAAUCAUCUCACCGCCCCACAAACAAGGAACAAAAGGUUUGUGGCAGAAAUUGGCAAGGAAUUUCCCUGUGCAGAUGGAAAUAAGUUGAGGUCAACAGAUCUAUUCAUAUUCCCAGAUGAAUACAAUGGGUGCUAUUAUAUGAUGUGCUUUCACUUGAAGAACAUGAAGUUCUACAUCAUUGAUAGUAGCGACGGAGAUAUAGCUCCUGCACUCAAGUACUUGUUUCAAAUGUCAUACCUGAGAAGUGGAUUUGUGAAAUUUCUCCGAGAUAAAAAACACUCAAAGGCAGAUAAGGUUGUGAAGCUGAAGGAAGAAGUGAUUAAAAUGCAUUGGAGAAAUAAGAAAAACAAAACCAAUGAGGGGGUUUAUUUGAUGGGGCAUAUGGAGACAUUUUAUGGUGACAUAGCAUGGGAGUGUGGACCAGAUAAAGAAAGUGAAAAACCAAUUGAGAUGCUGAGGAUUAAGUACUUGCAUGCCAUAGUCACAUCUGAUAAGAAUGAGAUCAAGAAGGACGUCAUGGAACAUGUGAAGAAACACAAUGUGUAUAUCUAAAAGAUGUGUAAUGCUAUUGAUGAUUCUGGGUGUUGAUGAACAUGUUGUUGUUUUUUAAUUCAUGUUAAACAAUAUUAGUAUUUG